AUGGCAGAUUUGAAAGUGAUUUCGUCGAGCAUUGUUCAACCCACUAACAUCGAUCAAUCAGGUCGGGCAAAGAUCCAUCUCACUCCAUCUGAUCUUAGCCUUCUUUACCUCGAUUACCCUCAAAGAGGUCUUCUCUUCCCCAACCCCGACCCGAAGACCCAUUUCAUCUCUCGGUUAAAGACCUCUCUUUCAACAGCUCUAGAGAUCUACUUUCCUUUAGCCGGUCGUCUUGUCAAAGUGAACAAUCAUGAAGACAACACGGUGUCGUUUUACAUCGAGUGCAAGGAUGGCUUAGGUGCCAAAUUUGUCCAUGCCAGGGCCGAAUCUGUCUCGGUAAGCGAUCUUCUUCAACCUAAUGGCUCUGUUCCAGAAUUUUUCAGGUGUUUCUUCCCCGUGAACGACGUCAAGAGCAUAAACGGUCUCUCGGACCCCUUACUUGCUAUACAAGUCACCGAGAUGAAAGACCGAGUCUUCAUUAGUUUCGUUUACAAUCACAUGGUGGCAGAUGGUGUUUCCAUAUGGAAUUUCUUCCACACUUGGUCGAAGAUUUGCUCUAAUGGUUCUUGUUCGGAUCAUAAGCCUCUAGUUCUCAAAGGAUGGUUCCUCGACGGGAUUGACUACCCGAUUCAUAUUCCGGUAUCAGAGACAGAGAGGUCACCACCACCUAUCCGUGAAAUUUCUUCUGUGCCCUUUACGAAAGAGAGAGUUUUUCACUUCACAAAGAAGCAUAUUUCAGCUCUCAAAGCUAAAGCUAACUACGAGAUUAGUUCAAGUGACCAAAAUAUCUCAACUUUUCAAGCGGUUUUGGGACAUCUAUGGCGAUCAAUCGCCAAGCACAGUCGUCUAGACCGAGAAGAAGAGAUCCAGUGCAGAGUAACAGCAGACUUUAGGCAGAGGCUAAACCCUCGGCUUGAGGAAGGGUGUUUCGGGAAUGUGGUCCACCUCGGCAUAGCCACAGCCACUGUCGGAGACCUGCUGGAUCGUGGCGUGGGAUGGGCUGCUUUGCAAAUAAGUAAAAAUCCCAAAAUUUGGCUUUGGAAAUAG
Molecule: messenger RNA, 1044 nt
Organism: Arabis nemorensis
Lineage: Eukaryota; Viridiplantae; Streptophyta; Magnoliopsida; Brassicales; Brassicaceae
Source: the annotation of a GenBank genome assembly